This is a messenger RNA of Rana temporaria (common frog), 2380 nucleotides long. It is a transcript of the gene MELK, whose product is annotated as maternal embryonic leucine zipper kinase. The transcript is spliced from 18 exons. Gene Ontology annotation, biological process: intracellular signal transduction; protein phosphorylation; microtubule cytoskeleton organization. Gene Ontology annotation, cellular component: cytoplasm. Bases 192 to 2138 code for a protein of 648 amino acids. Gene Ontology annotation, molecular function: ATP binding; tau-protein kinase activity; protein serine/threonine kinase activity. NCBI's taxonomy places the organism in Eukaryota, Metazoa, Chordata, Amphibia, Anura, Ranidae. The record is from RefSeq and is a predicted model, not a curated record.
UGGCCGGAAGCUGGAUUUGUUCCCCGGCAGAUUUAAAAGUUCAUGACAUCAUUCGCUAUUGAGCUGCUCGUGUUGUGCUGAUUUGUCAGUGUUCUUAGUGUCUGAUGACUGUCCGGCAGCUGAUCGGCUUAUAAGGAGCUUCAUCUCUAAGGACAGGACAGGCCUUCUUUGACAUAAGAGAAACUGCAAACAUGGCUGUUGAUGAUUACAAGGAGCUGCUGAAACAUUAUGAAUUGCAUGAAACAAUUGGUGCAGGAGGCUUUGCAAAAGUCAAGCUUGCGACCCAUCUUCUUACUGGUGAAAAAGUGGCUAUCAAAAUCAUGGACAAAGAGUCCCUUGGGGAUGAUUUGCCUCGAGUCAAAACCGAAAUUGAUGCAAUGAAGAAUCUAAGUCAUCAACACGUCUGUAGACUCUACCAUGUAAUUGAGACCCCAAAGAAGAUUUUCAUGAUCCUUGAGUAUUGCCCAGGUGGUGAAUUAUUUGACUACAUUAUUGCCAAGGACCGACUAACUGAAGAAGAGGCUAGGGUUUUUUUCCGACAGAUCGUAUCUGCUGUUGCUUAUAUCCAUAGUCAAGGAUAUGCACACAGAGAUCUCAAACCAGAAAAUCUCCUUAUUGAUGAAGAUCAGAACUUGAAGUUAAUAGACUUUGGUCUAUGUGCAAAGCCAAAGGGUGGAAUGGAUUAUCACCUAAUGACCUGUUGUGGCAGUCCAGCAUAUGCAGCCCCUGAAUUGAUACAAGGAAAAGCAUAUAUUGGUUCGGAGGCAGAUAUUUGGAGCAUGGGUGUGCUUAUGUACGCACUGAUGUGUGGAUACCUUCCCUUUGAUGAUGAUAAUGUAAUGGUUUUGUAUAAGAGAAUAAUGAGGGGAAAAUAUGACAUCCCAAGAUGGCUUUCUCCAGGCAGUGUGCUGCUCCUUAGCCAAAUGCUUCAGGUGGAUCCCAAGAAAAGGCUUUCCGUGAAGCAUCUUUUAAACCACCCUUGGCUUCUGCAAGGUUAUAACUGUCCAGUGGAGUGGUACAGUAAAUGGCCUCUUGGCUACAUGGAUGAAGACUGUAUUACAGAGAUGUCCGUAUACUUCAAACGCAGUAAACCGAGUAUGUCAAACCUGAUAUCUGAGUGGAAUUAUGACCAUACAACAGCCAACUAUUUAUUGCUUCAAGCUAAGAAAAGUCGAGGAAAAGCUGUUCGUUUUAUACGCUCUUCAGUCAUUUUGGAGCCCUCUGCCUCCAGUUUUAAGGAACAUGGGUCAAGGCAGAAACUGGAUUUUGAAGGUGGCAAUCAAGGUGAACUCCCAUAUGUGUUUGGAUCCAUGGAUUUCUCAGAUGAUGAGCUGUUUUAUGAGGACUGCACGUACAGCACUACUGAACAAGAUAAGUUCUCUAGAUAUCGUUAUGAGCUUCACAGUGUGGACUCUGCCACUGCAACACCAAUAAAGUCAGUAAUGCCAACAAAGAAAAGUGAAGAUAAGGAAAAUUCUGGCUCAAAACUGCCCAAAAAUGAAAGCCCCUUUUUGCCGCCAGCUCCUUGGACACCAUACUCCAAGAAGAAAGGAAUAUUAACUACCCCCAACAACAAUGUUUUGGCUUCUGCAAAAGACAAAAGCUGCUGUACUAAGGAUACUCCCAACAAAAAACCUGUUCUGGUGAAUGAUGACAUUACAACAGGUGUAAUAAGCCCUGAAAGGCGUUGCCGCUCUGUGGAAUUGGAUUUAAAUCAAGCACAUCUUGACAGUGCUCAAAAGAAAAAAGGAGGCAAGGUGUUUGGGAGUCUAGAACGAGGACUAGAUAAAGUCAUUACAAUGUUGACACCAAGCAAGCGUAAAGCAUGUGCAAGAGAUGGACCCAGAAAACUCAGGGCCCAUUAUAACGUAACAACGACAACUUUAUUGAAUCCCGACCAUAUACUAAAUGAGUUGACCAGAGUUCUUCCACUGAAGAAUGUGGAUUAUGUCCAAAAGGGGUAUAUCCUAAAAUGCAAAACGCAGUCUGACUUUGGAAAAGUGACCAUGCAGUUUGAACUGGAGGUGUGCCAGGUGAACAAGCCAGAUGUGGUGGGGAUUAGAAGGCAACGUCUUAAAGGUGAUGCUUGGGUUUACAAGAGACUAGUGGAAGACAUCCUAUCAAGCUGCAGGAUGUAAUGGUUGCCUACUAAAACUGUAACAUUAAGAGGCGUUUUUAGAGCGUUCUUUUCUGUACUAUAUCUGUACAUUUGUACAACUGUAGGGCAUGAAUUGUGCUGCAAUAAGCAAUCAAUUUUGUGAAUAAGUGUAAAAAACAAUUGUUUUAAUUGCGAUUUUUAUGUUAUUGUUUAAAUGUCUGUCUGUCCUGAUUUAUAUGUUUUGAAAUAAAACACUAAAACAAUAAACCACUAAAAAAAAUA